Dicentrarchus labrax (European seabass) is the source of this 2391-nucleotide messenger RNA. RefSeq names its product low-density lipoprotein receptor-related protein 4-like. The record is from RefSeq and is a predicted model, not a curated record. The transcript is spliced from 13 exons. The coding region runs from base 1 to 2391 and encodes 796 amino acids. Gene Ontology annotation, molecular function: protein binding; calcium ion binding. Lineage: Eukaryota; Metazoa; Chordata; Actinopteri; Moronidae.
AUGAAACAUAAACACUUCAUGUGUCUUCCAUAUGCACCGUGUUUUGUUUUCUUCCUUCCAGCACUCCCAGGCUCUCCUGAGUGUCCGCCGGGUCAGUUUCCUUGUGUGGACUCUGUCGGCUGUGUGGAUUCUUCGGCCCGCUGUGACGGACAAAUCCAGUGUCCCACCGGCUCUGAUGAGGAGAACUGUACAGCUACCCAGGACUGUUUGGAGUCUGACUGGACCUGUCGAAACCACAUCUGUAUCCCCACAGAGCUGCGCUGCAACGGACUGAAUGACUGCCUGGACAACUCUGAUGAAGAGGACUGUGGUCUGUGUGGCAAUGAUGGCAUACGGUGUCCUGAAGGGACAUGUCUGUCUGCUGAACAGAGGUGUGACGGGCAGAUUGACUGCUCAGAUGGCAGUGAUGAGCCCAUAACAUGUGGUCGUAUUUGCUCUAUGAACAAUGGUGGCUGUAGCCAUGUGUGUGUCGAUGAAGCCUGGGGAGUUCUGUGUGCCUGUCCUGUCGGAUAUAAGCUCUCUCCCAAUGGAGCGCUCUGCGAAGAUUUGGAUGAAUGUGCCCCACCCUUUGCUCCCUGCCCACAUCACUGCACUAACACCAUCGGAUCAUACUAUUGCCACUGCAGAGACGGAUUCAAACUCAAUGGAAGCUCCACAUGUCUAGCUACAGGUAAUGCUAUCAGAUUGCUAACGGUGCAGAAGAGAUCUAUCAGUCUGUUGAAUGUGAAGUCUCAACAGUUCGAAGUUAUCCAGACUCUAGUGUCUGACCCAGUGGCUUUGACUUUUGAUCUCACCCGUGGCUGGUUCUACUGGGCUGACAACCAUGGCAGCAUUUACAGAAGUGAUGGAGAGCACAGCUCGACAAUCUAUACUGGGGAGCCUGGAAUCAAGGGUCUAGCCUGUGAUUGGCUAAAUGGAAACCUAUACUGGACCAAUGAGAAGAUGGCGUCAAUCUACAUGCAGGCAGCUGAUGGGAAAAGUUACACUACUCUGUUGAGCAAAGACAUCAGCCCAUCAGAGUUGGUGCUUAUAUCUGUUGAGAGCUUGAUGUUCUGGAUCAACACCGGCCAUGGGGACAGAGUGACAAUAGAGAAGUCAUGGAUGGAUGGGUCGGAAAGAAGCUCUCUGACUGCACUCACUGCUCAGUCUGCUCACAGCCUCACUGCUGACGUGGCUGCCAGGAGGCUGUACUGGAUCAGCGUCUUCAAGAAGUCUAUAGAGACGGUGAAGGUGGACGGGACGGGCCGUUACUCCUUCACAGGACUGUUCAACAGGAGGCCAGCUCUCAGUCUGGCUGUAUUUGCAAGUUCGUUCUACUGGGUGGAUGACAAAGGACUGUGGCAGGUUCCACAGAACCAACCGGACCAGAAGACAUUUAUCUGGAAAGCGGCACUGCCAGUUUUAGCAGUCUACCAUGAGCUACAGCAGCCUAAAGGUUCUUCUGCAUGUGGAAAGACUCAAUGUCACCUCUGCCAACUAACUAAAGGCAACCCUGUUGGAUUUACCUGUGCUUGUCCAAACUCCAAAGUACUGUUGCUUGAUGGGACAUGUGAAUAUCCAAGGUUUAUAUACGCUACCAUUACCAACAUCAACAUGCUUGAGUUUAGAGCCAGAGAGUCCACUAAAAUCCGUCUGUUUGACACUGAUGAUGGCAUCCUGUCAUUUGAUCUGGACUGGUAUAGAGACUGGCUGUACUGGGCUAACCAAACUGGCCACAUCCAACGCACCAGUGUAACCCAGGUGAAGACUGAGGUGGUCCCAACCCCUUUGCCAGUUUGUCUGAUAAAAGUAGACCAGAGGAGAGGGAACCUAUUUUGGGUGUCAUGUGACCAACACAGCAUUGGCACUGCUGCAGCCGACAAUCGAUAUCCACAGCAGCUGUACCAUACAACAAAGGAGAUUCGAGACCUGUAUCUGGACUGGUUGAGGGGAGGCAUCGUGUGGCUGGAGGAAGAGCGAAUCCUCACCAUGAGCAUGAUGGGAGGCAAAGCCAAAGAGCUGCUGCACUUAGCAGAAGGAGGAGUGAGGGGGAACAUCGCCUUCGACCUCAGGGCCAAUAGUCUGCUCUGGAACUCAGAAAGGGCAGACGACUUCCGCUGCAAAGACCGCCGAAACUGCGUCUCCAAGACACUGGUCUGUGACGGUCGCUCUCAUUGCCACGAUGGCUCAGAUGAGGUCAACUGUCAGAGCAUAGCUCUUCCUGCAGCUCGAACAGACAUCCUGAAGUGUCGCAUGGGCUCCAGACUGUGUCGAGACGGGACAGAAUGUGUCCUCUUCAGUCACCUGAUUUUCUCUGCAAAGACCAUCGGAGCUGCAUCGCCAAGAGUCUGGUUUGUGACGGCCGCUCGCACUGCCAUGAUGGCUCAGAUGAGGUUAACUGUCCGAGCGUAA